Panicum virgatum (switchgrass) is the source of this 1281-nucleotide messenger RNA. Its product is annotated as transcription factor bHLH95-like. Gene Ontology annotation, biological process: regulation of DNA-templated transcription; endosperm development. The record is from RefSeq and is a predicted model, not a curated record. Lineage: Eukaryota; Viridiplantae; Streptophyta; Magnoliopsida; Poales; Poaceae. Gene Ontology annotation, molecular function: DNA-binding transcription factor activity; protein dimerization activity. The transcript has 3 exons. Bases 1 to 996 code for a protein of 331 amino acids.
AUGGCUCAUCAAGACGGUCCCCAUGACCACCAGGACACCGGCUCCAACGAGCGCGGCUUCGUGCCACCGACGACCAGGACCUUCCUGGGUACUGCUGCUGAGAACGUCGACGACAACAACCGCGGAUCCAGCAGGAUCGGCAGCCCGGUGGGCAUGAAUGCCGACGAGGGGAAGGGCGCCGUCCCGAAGGCCAUCCAGCAAGGUGGAGAUGAUGGCUCAGCCAGCGGCGGCAAGGCCGACUCCGGCACAUCCGAAGGUAAGCAACACUUGGCAACAGGCGCCGCAGCUGCCGCCGGCGCUGCUGGAGACGACUCCGCCUCCAACAAGGGUAAGAGCGCCGCCUUGUCUGCUGACGACGACGGCGAGCUCAAGGUGCACAUCAUCAUGGAGCGGGAGCGCCGGAGGCGGAUGAAGCAGAUGUUCAACACCCUCCAUGAGCUGAUGCCCCACGUCUCCAAUAAGGUUGACAAGGCGACCCUGGUCGGAGAGACGAUCAACUUCAUCAAGACCCUGGAGGAGACCAAAGCCCAGCUGGAGAAGAAGGUGGAGCAAGCGCUCGCGCAGCAGGCAGCCACCGAGGCCGCCGCCGUGGGGGCGUCCUCCUUAUCGGUGCUGCGCACCGCGCACGGGAUGGCGGCCCUGUCGGACGGCUGGGACCCCGUGCCUCCGCAGCAACCUGCUGCGCCUGCGGCGGCGGCGACGGGGCCGGUCGCCGGGUUCCAAACCUGGUCCACACAGAACGUCGUGCUGAGUGUGCUGAACGAGGAGGCGAUCAUCAACGUGUGCGCUCCACGGCAGCGCGGCCUGCUGACAAUGGUGGUGUCCGUGCUGAGCAAGCACGGGAUCGACGUCAUCUCGGUUCAGGUUGGGGCCGACGACGCCCAGAGCUUCUUCAACAUCUAUACCCGUGUGAAUGGAGCUGGUGGCGAAAACCCAUUGGUGGAGGAUACAUACAAGUUGGCAGUGUCGGAGAUCAUGGUGAGGCUCUCUAACUAGACCGGCAUCACCAUCGGGGCCUCAACAGUCUCUCAUCAGGCUGCAUCACUUCCCCUCAAUCUGCUUAGCUUUGCUGCCCUCUAGACUGGAGUUGUUCGAGUAACGCAGCUUGUUUAAUUAAUUUGCAUUCUCUAUUUGAAGAUUUGAGGAUUGUGCAUGCUCUAUAUGCAUGUCUCUUGUCAGGUCGGGUUGAUCUGAGAACCGAUGCUUGCUUGUGUGUGUGUAUGUUGAAGUUUGUUGACAUCAUUGGUCGUGUCAUGUAUUAAGUAUUGUGUAUUAUCUUGA